Monosiga brevicollis MX1 is the source of this 2079-nucleotide messenger RNA. RefSeq lists its product as uncharacterized. The coding region runs from base 1 to 2079 and encodes 692 amino acids. The record is from RefSeq and is a predicted model, not a curated record. Lineage: Eukaryota; Choanoflagellata; Craspedida; Salpingoecidae. Gene Ontology annotation, molecular function: dynein light chain binding; dynein heavy chain binding. Gene Ontology annotation, biological process: cilium movement. Gene Ontology annotation, cellular component: axonemal dynein complex. The transcript is spliced from 10 exons.
AUGUCAGCUCCGCCACCGUGGCCCCUGUUCUUCGCACUCAUUAUGUCAGCAGCUGUCGCAUUUGGUGAAGGGCCGUCGCAGCUGAUUGAAGUGGAAAAUGUGGAACAGGAAGACGAAAUUCCUUCCCUCCUGGACCCCCUUGCCAAACCUGUCACCCCGCCGACCAUUGAGCCUCUUGAUCUUUCCGAUGCCGAAUUGGCCAAGCCCGUUUAUUUGACCCUUGAGGAGACUGACACGCUCUUUUUCCUCGACCUACCACCCACUUGGGUAGAGGCGGGCACUGAGAUGGCUGAUGCAGUGGCGCAGAGCAAUGCUGCUUACGAAGGACUCUUGGCUCGGCGGCAAAACAACCCUGACAGCUUUGCCGAGCGGGUAGCACAAACCAAUGUUCUGGGCGAGAAGCGCCGAGCCGUUCAAACCGAGGACGUCGCCCAGCACACGGCCACAGCAUGCCAGGCGUCAGCGGCCGACAUUCACGACACGUUUGAGGCCCUGGCUCUCUCACACGCCGAGCCAAGUGAUGACGAGGAUGAUCUCGACGUGCUGCGCGUGCGCCGCGUCAUGCGCUCGCGUGUCGGCACAGAGAUUCACACAGACCCACUCGCUUCCAAGCUGAAGCGAUCCGCCUCGUCGGCGGUCGAGCGACUGCCGGAAGCUCGAUGGACUGCCGUGGCCGCUGAAGGCACCAUGAUCAAGUCGCUCGAGCUCAUGGAGCGUGUGCUCCAGCAGCAAGCGCAUGGGGAUAUGCAAACAACCUUUGAACUUGGCCUCAAUCAGGACAUGGCUCACGAUAACCUACUUCCACAAGAACUGUGGCGCUAUACGGCGCGACCCUUGCGUGACUAUGCUGCCAUGAGCAUGGCUUGGAGUCCCGUUAAUCACCACGUUAUGGCUGUGGCCUACUGCAAGGGCGCUCCCAUUGAGCCCGGAAACCAGGGUUAUGUUGCGUGCUGGACCACCCAGCAUCUUACGCACCCCCAACGUCUGUAUCGCACACCUUGCGGCGUGACUUCCGUGGCUUUUUCCCAAGACGUGCCCAGCCUCUUGGCCGUGGGCCUCACGUCAGGUGACGUGCUGAUUUAUGACAUCACCAGCCGAAGUAGCGAACCCGUGGCCGAUACACGUUCGCUUCCCGUGGAGCAAAAGCACAUGGCCCCCAUCUGGCAGCUGCAAUUUGUGAGCUUGGGCCACGUGGCCACCAUCAAUGAUGGUCGUGAUGAGAUGCUGGUAUCUGCAUCAACCGAUGGCAAGCUGCUCAACUGGUCCCUGGCCCGAGGUCUGCAAUCUCGUCUUUUGCUGCAAGUCAAGCGUGUCGCCCCCCAAAGCAAGGCGCAUCAUGGCAAUGCCAACACGGCCUUUUUAGCUCGCCAGGCAGGCGUGUUGGCCUUUGACUUUUCUCAACGCCUUGCCAAUAUGUACAUGGUGGCCACGGAGGAUGGCCACGUGCACAAGUGUAGCAGUUCGUACUCGGACGCAUUCUUGGAAUCGUACUUUUCGCACACGGCCCCGGUCUAUCGGUUACGGUACAAUCCUUUUGCCACGGACAUUUUUGCAACUUGCUCGGCGGACUGGUCGGUGGCGCUGUGGAGCGAACGGCAAAGCUCGCCGUCAUGCAUCUUCAAUGCGAGCAAGAAUCCAGUGAGCGACCUGGCCUGGUCCCAUGAGCGCGCCACGGUCAUGGCCACGCUCGUCGAGGACCGUCUCCAAUUGUGGGACCUUGCCGAGAACGACCAAGACCCGGUCCGCGAGUUACGGCCCUUUGGCAAGGACGUCAAGCUGACGCAAAUCGUCUUCAACCCGCAUACACAUGCGCUAGCCGUGGGAUCGGCAACUGGCGAUGUUGUGGUGUUGCAACUGCCCUCCAUGAGCCCUGAAUCGGAUCAUGGCGAGGCAGCUCUGCGCAAAGUGUUGCACGCGGCGCGACGGAAUGCCAUGACAGAUGAUGCCGAGCCGGACGAGGUUGAGGGAGCCGACAACAACCAGGCAUCAGGGUCUGAUUCCAAAACACCAGAGGCAGCCACAACCCCCAUACCCGCGCCAGUCACGCCGGCCCCUGAUGCGGGCGCCACCCCAGCUUAA